AUGUGCUUGUUCAAAGUUCUCCUACUUCUGAGUUCUGUGGUGAUUUCAGUGGUAGGCAAAGACACCUGCCCCUCAUCAGCCAUUGCAUCUUGCCCACCGUCAUGGCAACCAUGGGGGGGUUAUUGCUAUCGAUUCACUGAUGAGAAGGCUGACUGGAAUCAGUCCAAGUUGGCUUGUCAGGCCAUUGGAGGAGUGAUGGGUGUGCCAUAUUCACCGGAGGAAAAUGAAUUCAUGAUGCAGAUGGCCCGCAAGGAGAAUAUUACACAUUUCUGGAUUGGAUGCAGUGAUACAGAGAAAGAAGGAACUUGGGUGUGUGAAGGACAAGGGAAGGGUGAGCCAUUCUUCAACUGGUCACCUGGAGAGCCCAACAAUUCACAUGAUAAUGAAGACUGUGUUGAAAUCUGGCUGGGUAGGAUAGGCAGUAUGAAUGAUGAAUCCUGCAACAAGCCAUUCGGUGCUAUCUGUGGACAAAGACAAGCCACCUGUCUCCAGCGUCCAAUUCAACCAGCAUGUGGUUAUCAACCACACCCAGCCCAUCACUACUGCUUUGCCACAGAUGGGGAUGGACAACUUCUUAGCUCCUGCCUUCUCGAUCAUGUCAUCAGAGAGUUUGCAACCAAGACCAAUCCCUACCCUGGGUGUGCUUUCUCCUGCAUGAAGGAAUCCACAUGUCGCUCGUUCAACAUCAAGCACAAUGACCAAGGACAUAAAAUCUGUCAACUCAAUAAUGCCACUCGCUCUGAGGAUCCGGCAAAAUUUCAAGACGUUGGUACUAUCUGCAACUACGCCCAAGAGUGUGUUGGCUAGUCAAGACA
Molecule: messenger RNA, 815 nt
Organism: Acanthaster planci (crown-of-thorns starfish)
Lineage: Eukaryota; Metazoa; Echinodermata; Asteroidea; Valvatida; Acanthasteridae
Product: CD209 antigen-like
Source: RefSeq, a predicted model, not a curated record